GUAUCUAACAGACAGGCCGUCUAAUCCCAUUCCAAUUUAGGACCCAAGGCCUCUACCACGUUCAAGCAGGGAGACAAUCGGAAAACCGGAGGAACCAUUAUGGAUGUAGAAACAGACGAGAAGGAACUCAAAGCCGCAGGGGCCGAGCCUUUGUCCGACGGCCGGCGCGGACUGCGCAUCCAUGGCUGGGAGAUCGAGUCUCGCAAGCGCUCUAUCCUCAACUCCUCUGAACACCAGCUGUGGGAACAGAAGCUUCAGACUUCUCACUUGCCAGAGAUGGUUUUUGGGAAGAGUUCCUUGGUUCUUAAACAUGUGAAUAGUGGCAUCAAAAUCCAUUUUAAUGCAUUUGAUGCUCUAAAUGGCUGGAAGCAGGAGGCGUUGCCACCAGUUGAAGUUCCUGCGGCAGCGAAAUGGAAAUUCAGAAGUAAACCCCUCCAGCAGGUGAUACUGGACUAUGACUAUACAUUCACAACGCCAUAUUGUGGAAGUGAAACAAUUGAGAUAUAUACAGAUUAUGGAAGAGGGGAAAUCUCUCAGCGAACAUGCAAUCUUCAUUGGGAGGACUGUGAGGAAAAAAUUGAUGUGGUUUCACUGGCAUCAAAAGAGCCUAUUCUCUUCUAUGAUGAGGUAGUCUUGUAUGAAGAUGAAUUGGCUGAUAAUGGAGUUUCUCUCUUAACUGUAAAAGUGAGAGUCAUGCCAAGCUGUUGGUUUCUUCUCCUUCGAUUUUGGCUUAGAGUUGAUGGAGUGCUGAUGAGACUAAGGGAUACUCGUAUGCAUUGUGUCUUCGAUGUUAGUGCAAAUCCCAUCCUCCUUCGAGAAAGCUGCUGGAGAGAAGCCACAUUCAAAACUUUAUCUGCUUGUAGGAGCUAUGAACUAGUAGGAACAUUUGUUUAUGUUUUAGAGGAACAACUAUCUGGUUCUUUUGCCUAAGUAAUCUUUCCAGAUAGGACACCCCUCUGAUCCUGCUGCCUAUAGUGAUCCAAGCAUCAUCAGCCAGAGGCUUCCCAUCAUCAAACACAAGACCCAAAAGCUUAAAGUUCCUGAUAAUUUGUAAGGUGAAAUUUGUCUCUUCAUAUACAAGGGCUCAAUUUUUUUUCUGUUGUGAUUGUGGAGAAUUGAAACAUCCUGUCUCAUGCAUUUUCGUGUUGCUCAUUCUCUCUUGUUUGAUAUUUUAUUAUUUUCACUGCAUAUACACAAACAUUAGCUUGAAGAAUCAUACUCAAUGUUCAUACUCUAACUUCAAUGAUGAAUUUGAAGAGAAGUAAAAGCAAUUGCAUACGAGUUGAUUAUGGUUA
Molecule: messenger RNA, 1295 nt
Organism: Carya illinoinensis
Lineage: Eukaryota; Viridiplantae; Streptophyta; Magnoliopsida; Fagales; Juglandaceae
Product: TIP41-like protein
Exons: 9
Coding region: 100-930 (276 amino acids)
Biological process (GO): TOR signaling
Cellular component (GO): cytosol
Source: RefSeq, a predicted model, not a curated record